Melanotaenia boesemani (Boeseman's rainbowfish) is the source of this 993-nucleotide messenger RNA. It is a transcript of the gene trpt1, whose product is annotated as tRNA phosphotransferase 1. NCBI's taxonomy places the organism in Eukaryota, Metazoa, Chordata, Actinopteri, Atheriniformes, Melanotaeniidae. Gene Ontology annotation, molecular function: tRNA 2'-phosphotransferase activity. The transcript is spliced from 7 exons. Bases 185 to 877 code for a protein of 230 amino acids. The record is from RefSeq and is a predicted model, not a curated record. Gene Ontology annotation, biological process: tRNA splicing, via endonucleolytic cleavage and ligation.
AAGUUUGUUUACCAGAGUCGGCUUACCACGAGAUCAGUAUGUUACCCUUCCUAAAAUUAAAAAUUUUGGACUGUUUUGCCAGCUGCAAAUGAAGUCAAAGAGGGCGAAGAAUUACAAUUAUAUCAAUCGAUUACAUAAUUCAUAAUCUGUUGAUAAAGGUUUAAAUCGAACUGCCUGUACUUUAAUGGACAGUGCAAGAGGAGGAAGAAGAGGAGGAAAAAGAGGAGGAUCAAGAAAAGGAAAUCGUGAUGAAAAUGACAGAGAUGUCCGUCUGUCUAAAUCCUUGUCUUAUGUACUGCGUCACGGAGCCAGUCGGAUGGGUCUUAAAAUGGGCACAGAUGGGUUCCUGUUUGUGGAAGAUCUCCUGGCUCACGCACAGUUCCGCUCAUACACAUUAGAGGACAUUGAGAGGGUUGUGACCACAAAUGAAAAACAGCGCUUUAAGCUCCGUUCCCAUCCUGAGGAAGGACUACUGCAGAUUCGGGCCAAUCAGGGUCAUUCAAUACAGGUUUCAGAUCUGGAGCUGAAACAAGUCCUGGUUGGUUCUCCAGACUGCCCUGCUGAGGCUGUGCAUGGCUCUUACCUCCGCAAUUGGAGCUCCAUUCAACAGGGGGGCCUGAGCCGCAUGCAGAGGACUCACAUCCACCUGGCAUCAGGCCUGCCAGGGGAGGAUGGCGUCAUCAGUGGCAUGAGGAAAAACUGUGAUCUAGCUGUGUUUGUUGAUGUUGCUAAAGCCCUUGCUGAUGGUAUUGAGUUCUUCUGGUCAGAGAAUGGCGUGUUGCUAACUGCUGGUGAUGCUGAGGGUAAACUUCUGCCUAAAUACUUUAUCCGAGCCCUCAGACUUAAACCUACACGAAGCAUUCUGCCAUUGCAGUAACAGCCGCAGAAGAUGCUGUUCUGUCAUUUGGUCACCGACUGACUCAUGCUUGCAUCUCGAGGGUUAUCUUAGUUACCUUGGUAACAGCUGUUUUGUAGCAACAUCCUGGUCAGAAG